This is a messenger RNA of Orbicella faveolata, 1369 nucleotides long. RefSeq names its product GPALPP motifs-containing protein 1-like. The record is from RefSeq and is a predicted model, not a curated record. NCBI's taxonomy places the organism in Eukaryota, Metazoa, Cnidaria, Anthozoa, Scleractinia, Merulinidae.
UUGAACUGGAAACAUCUUUUUCAUGGAGAUUGGUCCAAUUCUACCACCACAUCUAGCCAAAAACUUGAACUCAGAUGUUAAAAAGAGUGGAAAUGUUAAUGAAGAAGACGAGAAUUAUGAACGAUCUCAAUUAGUUCAAGCAGAAGGCAAUGACAGUGAUGAAUGUGAUAGCUAUGGACCAGCUUUGCCCCCUGGCUUUCAGAGAAAAGAGGAAAGUGUUUCUAGACCAAGAGUCAUCGGACCCAUGAGACCUCCACAGUUUGAACAUCCCAGGGCAUACACAUCAAGUGUAGAUGAAAAGAAUGUCAGCAGCGAUGAAGAGGAAGAUACCAUUGGGCCGGCACCACCAGCUGAGGCAGAGAUGGAUGUUGGAUUUGAAAGGACCAAGAUGGACAUAGAGGCUCGAAGUAAGGCUAAGAAAGAUCAAAUGACAGGCAAGAAAGACUCAAAGCCUAAAAGAGAAUCUUGGAUGACAGAACUUCCCCCAGAUUUGAGCAAAAACUUUGGUCUUGGACCACGUAAGUUCCGUGCUCGUGCUGUUGAAGUUGGAGAUCAGUCAGUGUGGACCGACACUCCUGCAGACAACGCCAGAAAGUCAAAAGAAGGUGGCAAAGGUUCUAAAAGAAGUGCUGAUGAAAGUGAUCCAGUCAGGACUCCAUGGGAGUUAGCGAGAGACCAACAUAUGAGCCACCAAGUUGAAAACUACAAUAAGCGGCACAGAGGAGAAUCCCUAAUGGACCUGCACACCAAGAAACUUGAAAAGCAAAAGAAGGAAGAUAAAGACAAGCCUGUAGAAAGAAGACCAUUUGACAGGGACCAAGAUUUAAAUUUGCCAAAAAUGAGCGAUGGGCAAAAGAAGUCCGUUAUCCAGAAAUCCAAAGAACUUGGAUCCAGGUUCCAACAUUCCCGGAGUGGCUCUUCAUUCCUUAUUUGUGACUUGACAGGUCUUGGACCACGUAAGUUCCGUGCUCGUGCUGUUGAAGUUGGAGAUCAGUCAGUGUGGACCGACACUCCUGCAGACAACGCCAGAAAGUCAAAAGAAGGUGGCAAAGGUUCUAAAAGAAGUGCUGAUGAAAGUGAUCCAGUCAGGACUCCAUGGGAGUUAGCGAGAGACCAACAUAUGAGCCACCAAGUUGAAAACUACAAUAAGCGGCACAGAGGAGAAUCCCUAAUGGACCUGCACACCAAGAAACUUGAAAAGCAAAAGAAGGAAGAUAAAGACAAGCCUGUAGAAAGAAGACCAUUUGACAGGGACCAAGAUUUAAAUUUGCCAAAAAUGAGCGAUGGGCAAAAGAAGUCCGUUAUCCAGAAAUCCAAAGAACUUGGAUCCAGGUUCCAACAUUCCCGGAGUGGCUCUUCAUUCCUUUAG